ACUGCAGACCCUGAGUGCUGAGACCCCCCAGGACACUCCAGUCUCCCAGGCCUGUGCUGGUCCCCACUGAUGUGGGCUCCUCUGGAGAGGUAGAGGAAGGAGGCAAGCAAGUUUCAGGAACACCAAACAUGGCCGUCCCAGCUUCUGUGGAGCCCAGGAGACCAGAGAAGAAUUCAUCCCAUCCGGGGUCCUGACCUCCUCCCUACCCGCUGGGUGGCUGGCCAUAGAGCCUCUCAGCUGCUGCGUGUCCUGUUGCAGACCUCUGCCAUGUUGCCACCUCUGGGUCCUCUCCUCCUAGCCCUAGGCCUGGGGCUGGCCAGCACGCUCACUUCCAAUGACCCCAAUGCCUGCACCUUCUGGGAAAGCUUCACGACCACCACCAAGGAGUCCCACUCCCGCCCCUUCAGCCUGCUGCCCGCAGAGCCGUGCGACAGGCCCUGGGAGAGCCUGCACAGCUGCCCUCGGCCCACGGUAGUGUACCGGACCGCGUACCGGCAGGUGGUGAAGACAGACUCCCGCCCGCGCCUGCGAUGCUGCCAGGGUUUCUACGAGAGUGCGGCCACCUGCGUCCCGCUCUGUGUCCAGGAGUGUGUCCAUGGCCGCUGUGUGGCUCCCAAUCAGUGCCAGUGUGUGCCAGGCUGGCGGGGUGAUGACUGCUCUAGUGAGUGUGCUCCGGGAAUGUGGGGGCCGCAGUGUGACAAGGCCUGCCACUGUGGCAACAGCAGCUCCUGUGAUCCCAAAAGUGGGGCAUGCUCUUGCUCCUCUGGCCUGCAGCCCCCAGACUGCCUCCAGCCCUGCCCCCCGGGCCACUAUGGUCCUGCCUGUCAGUACAGCUGUGACUGCAAUGGGGCGCCCUGCGAUCCCCAGGAUGGGGCCUGCUUCUGUCCUCCUGGGAAAACAGGACCCAGCUGUGACAUAUCCUGCCCACAGGGCACCGCUGGCUUCUUUUGCCCCAGCACCCAUCCUUGCCAAAACGGGGGUAUCUUUCAGGAUUCCCAAGGCUCCUGCAGCUGCCCACCAGGCUGGAUGGGGACCAUCUGCUCCCUGCCCUGUCCAGAGGGCUUCCACGGACCCAACUGUUCACAGAAAUGCCGCUGCCACAACGGUGGUCUCUGCGACCGGUUCACUGGGCAGUGCCACUGUGCUCCGGGCUAUAUGGGGGAGCGGUGCCGUGAGGAGUGCCCGGUGGGCCGCUUUGGGCAAGACUGUGCGGAGACGUGCGACUGCGCCCCGGGCGCGCGCUGCUUCCCGGCCAACGGCGCGUGUCUGUGCGAGCACGGCUUCACGGGCGACCGCUGCACCGAGCGCCUGUGCCCGGACGGCCGCUACGGCCUCGGCUGCCAGGCGUCGUGCAGCUGCGACCCGGAGCACAGCGUCAGCUGCCACCCGAUGCACGGCGAGUGCACGUGCCGCCCGGGCUGGGCGGGCCUGCACUGCAACGAGAGCUGCCCGCGGGACACGCACGGGCCCGGCUGCCUGCAGCACUGCCUCUGCCUGCACGGCGGCGUCUGCCUGGCCGACAGCGGCCUCUGCCGGUGCGCGCCCGGCUACACGGGGCCGCACUGCGCCAGCCUCUGCCCCCCGGACACCUACGGGCUCAACUGCUCCUCCCGCUGCUCGUGCGAGAACGCCAUCGCCUGCUCCCCCAUAGACGGCGCGUGCGUGUGCAAAGAGGGUUGGCAGCGUGGUAAUUGCUCUGUUCCCUGCCCACCUGGCACUUGGGGCUUCAGUUGCAAUGCCAGCUGCCAGUGUGCCCAUGAUGGAGUCUGCAGCCCCCAAACUGGAGUCUGUACCUGCACCCCUGGAUGGCACGGGGCCCACUGCCAGCUGCCAUGCCCAAAGGGGCAGUUUGGUGAAGGUUGUGCCAGUCGCUGUGAUUGUGACCACUCUGAUGGCUGUGACCCUGUCCAUGGACGCUGCCAGUGCCAGGCUGGCUGGAUGGGUAUCCGCUGCCACCUGCCCUGCCCCGAGGGCUUCUGGGGAGCCAACUGCAGCAACCCCUGCACCUGCAAGAAUGGGGGCACUUGUGUCCCUGAGAGUGGCGCCUGUGUGUGUGCACCUGGGUACCGAGGCCCCUCCUGCCAAAGACCCUGCCAGCCUGGCCGCUAUGGCAAACGCUGUGUGCCCUGCAAGUGCAACAACCACUCCUCGUGCCACCCAUCAGAUGGGACCUGCUACUGCCUGCCUGGCUGGACAGGCCCCAACUGCUCCCAGGCAUGUCCCCUAGGCUACUGGGGAGCCAAAUGUGCCCACCCCUGCCAGUGUCACCAUGGUGGAACCUGCCACCCCCAGGAUGGGAGCUGUACCUGCCCCCCGGGCUGGAUCGGACCCCACUGCUUGGAAGGCUGCCCACUAGGGAUGUUUGGUGCCAACUGCUCUCAACUGUGCCAGUGUGGUCCUGGAGAGAGGUGCCACCCGGAGACUGGGGCCUGCCUGUGUCCCCCAGGGUACAGUGGCAUACCCUGCAGGAUUGGGAGCCAGGAGACCUUCACCAUGAUGCCCACCUCUCCAGUGGCCUAUAAUUCACUUGGGGCAGUGGUGGGCAUUGCAGUGCUGGGGACCCUUGUGGUGGCCCUGGUGGCGCUGUUCAUUGGCUAUCGCCACUGGCAGAAGGGCAAGGAACAUCAGCAUUUGGCAGUGGCCUACAGCACGGGGCGGCUGGAUGGCUCUGAGUACAUCAUGCCAGAUGUCCCUCCAAGCUACAGUCACUACUACUCCAACCCCAGCUACCACACCCUGUCUCAGUGCUCCUCCAACCCCCCGCCCCCCAACAAGGUGCCUGAGCGGCCAGGCGGAGCCCGUGGGCAUGAUAACCAUAGUACACUGCCUAGUGACUGGACACGCCGCUGGGAGACCCAUGACAGAGGCACCAGCCGUCUGGACCGAAGCCACAGCUAUAGCCAUAGCCACAGGAAUGUCCCAGGCCCAUUUUGUAAUAAAGUCACAGGACUUGUGUCUGAAGAGGGGCUGGGGGCCAGUGUGGUAUCCCUGAGCAGUGAGAACCCCUAUGCCACCAUCCGAGACCUGCCCAGCCUGCCAGGGCCCCCCUGGGAGAGCGGCUACAUGGAAAUGAAGGGCCCUACUUCGGGAUGCACGCGUAGGCAGCCUCCUCCUCGGCUCCAGGACAGUGGGCAGCGCCCCCAGCCCCAGAGAGACAGUGGCACCUAUGAGCAGCCCAGCAUCCCAAGCCACGAUGGGGAGUCUGGGGGCUCCCAGUCUCCCAGUCCUCCAGAUCCACCCCCCGGCCACUACGAUUCUCCCAAGAACAGCCACAUCCCUGGACACUACGAUUUGCCUCCUGCACGACAUCCCCCGUCACCUCCGCCUCAGCACCAGGACCGCUGAGGAGCCAGGAGGGUAUGGCGGGUGCCCAAGGCUGGGACAGAGCCUGUAUGCCCUGCCGGGAGCAGGGAGUGAAGCAGCAGGCCGUGGGCAUGGGCACGUGUGGUGAAGAGAGUGGGCAAAGAGAGGGGCCUUCGGGACUCCCAUGUUCCAGCAGAGAACGGGCGGGCAGGGUACCUGGCUCUCUUUCUCCAACCCACUGUUUCCUAAGGCCCCCAGGGCCCGGUGUAUAUAAGCUGCUGGGUUGAAUGCUGUUGGAUAAGCUUCGGAUUUAGUUUUAAAAUGUGUGUUGGGUACCUUUUCUGUGCAUACCCAAGCUGGGCUGUGUGGGUCUGGUUGGCUUCAGCAGGGUGCCAGGCAAAGGUUCUGCCCUCUACCCACCGUUUAGCCAGGAAGCAACCAGGCCAAAUUCGCUGUGGCAGAAGCCCCUUGCUGACUGCCCCACUUAUGUGGUCAUCCUUUAUUUUUCUGCUUAACAUUAGAGCAUGUUAGGUCACUUCCUGCCCAUAGUCCUCACAUCUUGGUGCCCCUUUGUUCUCUGGCCAAAGUCCAAUCUUCUGCGCCUCAGUGGGCCCUGACACCUGGCCUUUCAGUUUCUCCUUAAGCUGUGAGUCUCUGUUCAUCACACUGGCCACAAGAUGUGGCUUUCUGCUGUCCUCCAGGUACUGGACAUCUGAAGUGCUCAGACUCCCCCAGUAACCUAUUGAUUUUUGCUUAAAGUUUACAUGACUUAUCACAGAUCACUCCACUCCACCCAUGUCCUUUAUAGCUGAUGGAGCUGUGUCCCCUCUCCCAGGUCCCCCACCCCGUCCUUCAUACUGAUGGAGCUGUGUCCCCUCUCCCAGGUCCCCCACCCCGUCCUUCAUACUGAUGGAGCUGUGUCCCCUCCCCAGGUCCCCCACCCCGUCCUUCAUACUGAUGGAGCUGUGUCCCCUCUCCCAGGUCCCCCACCCCGUCCUUCAUACUGAUGGAGCUGUGUCCCCUCCCCAGGUCCCCCACCCCGUCCUUCAUACUGAUGGAGCUGUGUCCCCUCUCCCAGGUCCCCCACCCCGUCCUUCAUACUGAUGGAGCUGUGUCCCCUCUCCCAGGUCCCCCACCCCGUCCUUCAUACUGAUGGAGCUGUGUCCCCUCUCCCAGGUCCCCCACCCCGUCCUUCAUACUGAUGGAGCUGUGUCCCCUCCCCAGGUCCCCCACCCCGUCCUUCAUACUGAUGGAGCUGUGUCCCCUCCCCAGGUCCCCCACCCCAUCCUUCAUACUGAUGGAGCUGUGUCCCCUCCCCAGGUCCCCCACCCCGUCCUUCAUACUGAUGGAGCUGUGUCCCUCUCCCAGGUCCCCCACCCCGUCCUUCAUACUGAUGGAGCUGUGUCCCUCUCCCAGGUCCCCCACCCCGUCCUUCAUACUGAUGGAGCUGUGUCCCUCUCCCAGGUCCCCCACCCCGUCCUUCAUACUGAUGGAGCUGUGUCCCCUCUCCCAGGUCCCCCACCCCGUCCUUCAUACUGAUGGAGCUGUGUCCCCUCUCCCAGGUCCCCCACCCCGUCCUUCAUACUGAUGGAGCUGUGUCCCCUCUCCCAGGUCCCCCACCCCGUCCUUCAUACUGAUGGAGCUGUGUCCCCUCUCCCAGGUCCCCCACCCCGUCCUUCAUACUGAUGGAGCUGUGUCCCUCUCCCAGGUCCCCCACCCCGUCCUUCAUACUGAUGGAGCUGUGUCCCUCUCCCAGGUCCCCCACCCCGUCCUUCAUACUGAUGGAGCUGUGUCCCCUCUCCCAGGUCCCCCACCCCGUCCUUCAUACUGAUGGAGCUGUGUCCCCUCUCCCAGGUCCCCCACCCCGUCCUUCAUACUGAUGGAGCUGUGUCCCCUCCCCAGGUCCCCCACCCCAUCCUUCAUACUGAUGGAGCUGUGUCCCCUCUCCCAUGCCCCCACCCCGUCCUUCAUACUGAUGGAGCUGUGUCCCCUCCCCAGGUCCCCCACCCCGUCCUUCAUACUGAUGGAGCUGUGUCCCCUCUCCCAGGUCCCCCACCCCGUCCUUCAUACUGAUGGAGCUGUGUCCCCUCUCCCAGGUCCCCCACCCCGUCCUUCAUACUGAUGGAGCUGUGUCCCCUCUCCCAGGUCCCCCACCCCGUCCUUCACAGCUGGUAGAGCUGUGUUCCUGCUCCCAGGCACCUGCAGAAGGCAGGUGUGUCAGCAGCACCCUGAUGUGCUGGUUCUUGUGUUAAGCUCCGCCUCCCCCAGACUGUAAGCUCCCUGAAGGCAAAACUGUGUUUAUGCUCACUGUUGUUUCCCCUUGGCACACAGCCAGUUUAGUAAAUGCUCCUCCCCAAAGCUGGGUGGAUUAAAGCUCCGGGAA
Jaculus jaculus (lesser Egyptian jerboa) is the source of this 5686-nucleotide messenger RNA. It is a transcript of the gene Pear1, whose product is annotated as platelet endothelial aggregation receptor 1. The record is from RefSeq and is a predicted model, not a curated record. Bases 268 to 3345 code for a protein of 1025 amino acids. Gene Ontology annotation, cellular component: membrane. Gene Ontology annotation, molecular function: protein binding. The transcript is spliced from 24 exons. Lineage: Eukaryota; Metazoa; Chordata; Mammalia; Rodentia; Dipodidae.